ACCAAUCAGUUGUUAUAAUUGUUUGCCGGUCAGCGAGGUCCAAGUUUAGGAUGACGAAAAAGGAGAAUGUUCCCGAUGCUGGGAGCAAAACUAAGAUCCCAGUUGUUACAGUAUCUCAAAUUAACGCAGAUGUCAUAUCACAGUUGGCAAACGUUUACUGGUCGCCGGAAACCCAAACCGAACAUCGUCCUUUCGAUGCUAGCGUUAUAGAAAAUGUCUACACAAACGAAAUUGCUAAUUCGAAACAUUCAGUCCGCCGGGUGAUGAUGCUGGAAUUCAGCCAGUACCUGGAGAAUUAUCUGUGGCCGAAUUACAAGGCGGAAAGUUCCAGCCACGCUCAUAUGAUGUCCAUCGUUGUGAUGGUCAACGAGAAGUUCAGGGAGCGUGUGCCUGUUUGGAGCUUGUUUGAAGGGAUGCCGGACGAAUUCCCAGGAUUUUUCCACAAUGUUCUUAAGACCUGUUUGGAUAGUCAGCCACUGACUGCGUCCUAUGUUCGGGAGCAGACCGCGUUGCUGUUAUUCCUCAACCAUUGCUUCAAUAGCAUGGAAGUGGAGAUUUGCCGAGAUCAGGCCAAAAGGCUGGUUUCGUUGUCAAUGUGGGCUUGUUUGCAGCAAAAACGGCGUGACCAAGAAUUAAGAAACAUCCCGGAGUGGCGGAAAUUUUGGAAAAAGCUUCAGAAGAAGGAAAACUCUGAGAAAAAAGUUCGCUUGGAUUGGGAGAGGCAUUUCUUGCAGAACUUGAUUAUAAAAUUCCUGCAAGUUCUCGAAUCGAUUCCCAAGGAAGGUCCCAUCGAGGAACAUUUGGUUAUCUACUGUGAGCGAUUUUUGGAGUUUCUUAUCGACUUGGAGGCGUUGUUACCGACUCGCCGUUUCUUCAACACAGUUUUGGAUGAUUGUCAUCUGGUGGUGCGCUGUCAGCUGAGUACUCUGUGCAGAAGGGACGAAGGAAAACUUUUCGCACAGCUGCUGGAUAUGCUCCGCUUCUACUCACGUUUCGAGAUCAACGAUGUAACUGGCGAUCCACUAACGGAUCAUGACAUGACUCAACUGCACUAUUCAAAGAUUACUUCAUUGCAGCGUGCAGCGUUUGCAAAAUUCCCUGAUCUAAAACUAUUUGCCCUCUCAAACGUAGCCAGCGUAGAUACGAGGGAAGCAUUAGAAAAGCAUUUCGGAGCAUUAGAAGGAGAAAGCUUAUUGAAAAUCGCAUGUUUUUUAAAUUUAGUACCAGAAAAAUUAGAGGAGCCUUUUCAAUGGCAUCGACAUGACAAGGAAUUCUUACGCGAGCUUCUGAUAUCACGACAUGAAAGACGUUCCUCGCAGUUGGAAGCAUUAAAUGAAAUGCCGCUCUAUCCGACCGAAGAAAUUAUCUGGGAUGAAAAUGUUGUGCCAUCUGAAUACUAUUCGGGUGAAGGCUGUUUAGCCCUACCAAAAUUGAACUUGCAAUUUUUAACACUGCACGAUUAUCUAUUAAGAAAUUUCAACCUAUUCCGAUUGGAAUCGACGUAUGAAAUCAGGCAAGAUAUUACAGAUGCGGUGAGCCGCAUGCUACCAUGGCAGUCAGAAGACGGAGAUAUCGUUUAUGGCGGAUGGGCUAGAAUGGCAUUGCCCAUAUCAUCUUUUGCGGUUGUAGAAGUAGCUAAACCACAUAUUGGCGAAAAGAAACCAUCUCGUGUUCGCGCCGAUGUCUCAGUAACGCUCAGCGUGCGAAAGGAAAUCAAAGAAGAAUGGGAAUCCCUUAGAAAGCACGAUGUAUGCUUUCUACUCACAAUAAAGCCAACUCAACCAAUUGGCACUAAAUACAACAUUCGCGAACCGUUUAUACCACAAGUUGGGCUUGUUAACGUACGCGGUUGUGAAAUCGAAGGCCUACUCGAUGCGAAUGGCCGCGUUAUAGAAGACAAUCCAGAGCCAAGAGCCCCAUUACCAGGAGAACAGAGAACCUAUAGGGUCUGGUUGGAUUGUAAUCAAUAUCGAUUGGAUAUAGAUGGAUUGCAAGAGGGAAAACCAGACGUCUAUGAAGGAUUCAACAUUAUCAUGCGACGUAAACCUAAGGAAAAUAAUUUCAAGGCAGUGCUCGAAACAAUUAGACAUUUAAUGAAUACUGAAUGUGUUGUUCCUCCAUGGCUUCAUGACAUUCUCUUGGGCUACGGUGAUCCCGGUGCAGCUCACUACAGUCGAAUGCCUAAUCAGGAGCGAAUAUUGGAUUUCAAUGAUACUUUCCUCGAUCUUAACCAUUUGAAGCACAGUUUUCCUACAUAUACCAUCGAAAUUAAAAACGAAGGGAAAGAGGAGAUUCAACCGCCCUUUAGAACAACAUUUGAAGACGUUCCACUGCGGGACGACGACGGUGAAGCAAUUAAUGAGAAUAUCCGUAAAAACAUUAUAGUCGAACCAUACGUCUUUGAAAGCAGGGGGCCAUACAUCUAUAAUAUGCCCAAAAAAAAUACCAUACGCUUCACGCCAACGCAAAUUGAAGCGAUUCGAGCUGGCAUGCAACCCGGUCUUACUUUAGUUGUCGGUCCACCGGGUACUGGCAAAACAGAUGUUGCAGUUCAAAUAAUAUCAAACUUAUAUCACAACCAUCCAAAUCAACGGACAUUGAUUGUAACACAUUCGAAUCAAGCAUUGAAUCAACUUUUUGAGAAGAUCAUGGCCCUGGACAUUGAUGAAAGGCAUCUGUUGCGUUUAGGUCAUGGCGAGGAGGCACUUGAAACAGAAAAAGAUUUCAGUCGAUACGGUCGAGUGAAUUAUGUGUUGGCAAAACGAUUGAAUUUACUAGAUCAAGUUCAGAAGCUACAAGAAUCUUUAAGCGUUCCUGGCGAUAAUGCAUACACUUGUGAGACAGCUGGCUAUUUCUAUCUGUACCAUGUUAUAGCCCGAUGGGAAAAAUUCACAUCACAAGUUGAACAAAUCAGCCAAUUGGAGGAUUGGAAGUCAGAAUUUGAAGCACAAUUUCCAUUUGGACGAUUUUUCCACGACGCUCCACAACCGCUUUUUAAGGGCGACAGCUUCAAAGAAUAUAUGAAUAUUGCCGAAAGCUGCUUUCGUUAUAUAUCAAGAAUAUUCACGGAAUUGGAAGAGUUCCGUGCAUUUGAGUUAUUGCGCAGCGGAUUGGAUCGUUCGAAAUAUUUGCUUGUAAAGGAAGCUAAAAUUAUAGCAAUGACAUGUACGCAUGCUGCCCUUAAACGGAAAGAACUAGUGAACUUAGGUUUUAAAUACGAUAACAUUCUAAUGGAAGAAGCAGCGCAGAUUUUAGAAAUUGAAACUUUCAUUCCAUUGUUACUUCAAAACCCAAUGGACGGGUUUAAUCGAUUGAAAAGGUGGAUAAUGAUUGGUGAUCACCAUCAGUUGCCGCCGGUGAUUAAGAAUAUGGCAUUUCAAAAGUAUUCAAAUAUGGAACAGUCCUUGUUCACACGACUGGUACGGUUAGGAGUCCCGACUGUAGACUUAGACGGCCAAGGUCGUGCACGACCAACCAUGAGUUCUCUUUAUAAAUGGAGAUACAAAAUAUUGGAUGAUCUUGAUUACAUCAAGACAGGGGAAGAAUAUCAAAAGGCGAACAGUGGCUUUGCCUAUGAAUAUCAAUUGAUAAAUGUCGACGAUUUUAAUGGUGUCGGCGAAUCAGAACCGAACCCAUUCUUUUACCAGAAUUUGGCGGAAGCAGAGUACAUAGUGGCGGUUUAUAUGUAUAUGCGACUUCUUGGUUAUCCAGCAGAAAAAAUUUCUAUCCUCACCACUUACAACGGCCAAAAACAUUUGAUUCGUGAUGUCGUGAACCUAAGAUGCGGUCAAAAUCCAUUGAUUGGUUGGCCGCAUAAAGUGACAACCGUAGACAAAUAUCAGGGUCAGCAAAACGAUUACAUUCUGAUUUCCCUUGUAAGAACAAAAGCAGUGGGACAUCUACGUGAUGUAAGACGUUUAGUGGUAGCAAUGAGUCGUGCUCGUCUAGGACUUUAUAUAUUCGGUCGAGUUUCGCUUUUCAAAAACUGCUUUGAGCUGCAGCCUACAUUUAAACUUCUCACAACUCGACCUCAAACCCUCCAACUAAUCGCAGAUGAAAUAUACCCCGGAGAGAGAAAAGUCACUGAUUCUAUUGAAAAUAUUGUCAACAUCAAUAAUAUGACAGAAAUGGCAGAAUUUGUCUACAAAAUUUACAUGCAAAAAAUCGAAGCGUUGAAGGAAAGCAUGGAAACAGUACAAAAGAUGUACGAGGAAUUGCCAGUUGAGAAAGAAGCUGAAGAAGCAAUGGAGGUUGAUGGCGAAAGUACCAGCCAGGAAACUGAAGAAUCUUCAAAGAAAGGAGAGUCAACGAAAAAAUUUGUUGAGACGCCUAUAAAAAAUUUGAUCGAUGAACAGGACCUUCCUGAAGAAGAGAAGGAAUAAGUGCGUGUUUCUCCAUUAACACAUGAUUUAUUAUAAAGUAAUAAGCUUAUUUUGCAAAUAUAUUCCCAUAUUGAAA
Molecule: messenger RNA, 4458 nt
Organism: Hermetia illucens (black soldier fly)
Lineage: Eukaryota; Metazoa; Arthropoda; Insecta; Diptera; Stratiomyidae
Product: RNA helicase aquarius
Exons: 15
Coding region: 51-4382 (1443 amino acids)
Biological process (GO): mRNA splicing, via spliceosome
Cellular component (GO): catalytic step 2 spliceosome
Molecular function (GO): mRNA binding; helicase activity
Source: RefSeq, a predicted model, not a curated record